This is a messenger RNA of Protopterus annectens (West African lungfish), 1539 nucleotides long. It is a transcript of the gene UBAC1, whose product is annotated as UBA domain containing 1. The record is from RefSeq and is a predicted model, not a curated record. NCBI's taxonomy places the organism in Eukaryota, Metazoa, Chordata, Ceratodontiformes, Protopteridae. Gene Ontology annotation, molecular function: protein binding. The transcript has 13 exons. Bases 361 to 1539 code for a protein of 392 amino acids.
UAUUAAUUCAUAUUUCUUAAGUUAAUAGCACUAAUAUAUAUUUUUAAAAGUGUCCCUGAUUCAAUUGUUGAGCGCUACGCUUGCAUUUGUCCAUCCAAACAGUUCGGGUUACUCAAACUUUAAUUCCUUUUACAGUUAGAGAGCCGAACUAGCUUUCCCACAAUCCAUUGCACAUUAUUUUCCGGGAGCAUGGGUGAAACGUGAUCUGACAAGAGCAGCUGGCAAUUACUAUGAGGCAGUAGUCCUAUAACUUCAAGACUUGUAAAAAGCACUAGUUUAGUUGUGUCAGAGUAAUAAAAUAUGACAGAAAAAGGAGUGAUUGUUACUUAGUCAUCGUUGUUUAUUUAGUGGAAAGCCAGAAUGUUUGUGCAGGAGGAGAAGAUAUUUGCAGGGAGACUUCUGAGGGUCCAUGUCUGCACUAUGGAAGGGGCAGAGUGGCUGGAGGAGGUAUCUGAGGAUCUUACCAUAGAAAAACUCAAGGAAAAGUGCUUGAAACACUGUUUUGUGGGUACUUUGUUUUUUCCAAAGGGGAUGACUAUGCACUUUUUGGCACAUCUUACCUCUGAGAAGAUUUUAUUCAGUGCUAACACAUCAUCCGAUGCAGGAAUCCAAGACUCUGAUGUCUUGUUAUUAGUUAAAAAAAGAGCACCUCCACCUCCUCCCAAGAUGGUAGAAGUUUCUGCUGAAGAAAAGAAAAAGCAGGAACAGAAGGCACCUGAUAAAGAAGCGAUUGCAAAAGCAACCACAAGCCUUCCUGCACAUAACAUUGACAGGACUGUUACACAGCAUAAUAUGAGAGAUUUUCAGACUGAACUUAGGAAGAUCCUUGUAUCACUUAUUGAAGUCGCACAGAAACUGCUGGCAUUGAAUCCAGAUGCUGUAGAACUUUUUAAAAAGGCAAAUGACAAAUAUGAUGCUGUAUUUAUUAAAGUGGAACAUUUUGUUAAAACUAAUAUAGACGAGAAGCAUAAGAAAUUGUUUAGAGAUGAGAACGAUUGUAAAAAGCAAUUAGUUUAUCCAUUUCCAAAUUUGUAUGAUUCCAAUAUGGAAUAUAAUGAUUUUGAGUCUGCGUCUGUGGAAAUGGAUUUUAAUGGACAUACCACACAUUUUGAACUGGAUGGGAACUUAAGGGAGGAAGGAGGUUACAGAAUGUCAAUAACGCAAGCCAUGGAAUGGCUGAUAGAACACGCAGAUGAUCCCACAGCUGAUGUAUUGAUAUCAGGUCAGGAAUCAUCUUCAUCAGAAGCAGCUGCUGCUUCUACAUCAUCAUCAUCAUCAUCAUCUUCAUCAUCUAGAACAUGUGAAGAAUCAAAUUUAGAAGCCAGUGGUGAAGAUAACAAACAGGAUGAACUGACAGACAUUUUUAAGAGAAUCCGAAGGAAACGUGAAUUCCGGCCAGAUCCAAGGGCUGUUAUUGCUCUCAUGGAGAUGGGAUUUGAUGAAAAAGAAGUCACAGAUGCACUCAGGGUAAACAACAAUCAGCAAGAUGCUGCAUGUGUGUGGUCCAUUGUAAAGUUAUGUAAAAGUGAACUGCUUUAA